CAGCCCCAGAGACUUGUGCACAUUUCAUAAUUUGACAAGCACCUCCCUAUUUCUGUGGUCUCUCAGAUUGAUGUUCUCGUCUCUUAGGCAGGGGGGAAGGUUUUAGGAUCAAUGGCAUUUUCUUCUGUUCAGUAAUAUGUGAAAUAACAGCACUCCUUCCUCUCGUGGUGUGUUAGAUGUGAGGAAGUUCAAUCCAGGUCGUUGCAGAUGUUAACUGGGGUCACACUUGAGGGGACCCUGUGCCAUUCAUCAUCUCCUGUCAGCCCAGCUUUGCAACCUGGCUCCGCCCUUGUGCUGACACCGUCCUUCCUUUCAGAGGUCGCAUACUCCUUGCAACUGAGGAGUUUGUGGAGUAGGCUGCAUGAGAGCAGAGUCAUGGCCAUGGGAGAUUUUCCUGCCUUCUCAACAACUAAGAACUUUAGAAAGCAAAGUUAUAAACUUGUUUUUAUUUAUUUAGAGAGAGCAUGGGUAGGGGUAUGGAUGGGAGAGGGAGAAACAGGCUCCCUACAGGGAACCUGAUGUGGGGCUUGAUCCCAGGACCCUGGGAUCAUGACUUGAGCUGAAGGCAGAUGCGUAACUGACUGAUUAACCAGGCGCCCUGUAAAUCUCUUUCAAACUAGAAAUUCCACUAGGGGUAUGGGUGCAUUUUUAUAACUUUGACAAGCUGCAUGUGAAAAUCUCAGGCCUGGUACCCAGGCCCAGCCUACAAGACAACCUCUGCCUCCCUGCUGAUCCGUGAGGGGCUCACCACCCUUUCCCAUCUUCACGCCUUGGUCAUCCUCAGCAGUCUGUCCGUGUCCAGCUUCCCCAUCAGGAGGAGUGUGGACCACAGCCCAAGGAAAGCCCUGGGUUCCAAAGCAGGGAAAGGGCAGGGACCAUCUGUGAAUGCCUGUGAGUGUCACAUGGGCCCUGAGCACAGACUAAGGUGUAUGGAAGUGUAGGGGUGCCAGAACCCACCGGGCAGAGGGGCUGUUGUGAUCACUUGGAAUCCCUGAGACCGUUUGAGGCAACCGGGAGGCAAGAACUCUGGACUUGGGAUUUGUUUCCUGGGAAUGAUACUUGGGGUGCUCAGGGCAGAGAUCUGUGAUCCCCUGCUUGAGAGAGGUGCUAGGGGCACUUGUGGCUGUACUCUAAUGAGGGCUUCAAGAGUCUGAUCCAGCUUCCAAGGUCACUGGGGCUGCCCCAGACCAGGGGUCUCCAGCCCUAGAGCAUUGGGGGAACUUAAGAUCCCACUGGAGUAAGGCCUGCCAUCAGGCCUCUCCACCAGGGGGGGCACCAUGGAUCCAGUGGAGCCUGUAUGGGUUCAGGGGUCCAAGAGGCCCCUGGGCAGGGAAGUCGCUGCGUCGCGGAGUGUAGAAGAUUCAGGGACAGGCGCCCUGGAGAGUGAGUGUGCUGGGGCUCUGGAGCCGCGCAAAGAUCUGGCGAGGAGAACCCUGGCUGGCAUGGAGCCAUGAGGUGUCCAGGUCUGGGAUGGUCGCACCAGAAUCCCUGGACCCACAGCAUCUCCCGAGUCUCGGUCAGGGCGCGUAGAGCCUCGGGGCGUGGCCAACCGGCCGAGGUGUGGCCGGGGGCGGGGCCUCUGCUGAGCAGGGGCGUGUUUGGUCGCGGGGCGUAGCCUGCGCUGGGCGGGGCUACGCGGAACCCGGGCGGCGGCGGCCGCGGCAGGAAAUCGGGGCAAGGCCCCGCCAGCGCGAGAUCCCGUCCCAGUCCCGGUCCCCGCCGAGAGAUCCUCGGACCGGGCCAUGGACGCAGCAGAGCCGGGGCUACCCCUGGCUCCAGAGAGCAGGAAGAGGUACAGUGACAUCUUCCGGAGCCUGGACAACCUCGAGAUCUCCCUGGGGAACGUGACCCUUGAGAUGCUGCCUGGAGACCCCGUGCUCUCAGGAGACCCAGAGUCUGACAAGACCUCCACAGCCACUGAGACCAGGGAAACCAGACGUUGGAGUGGCCCCUCCCUGGAGGGUCCUGCGCCCCUUACAGGGGAAGAACUGGACUUGAGGCUCAUUCGGACCACGGGGGGCGUGGACGCAGCUCUGGAUUAUGCCAAGACCUGGAGCCGCUAUGCCAAGGAGCUGCUGGCCUGGACGGAGAAGAGAGCCAGCCUUGAGCUAGAAUUUGCCAAAAGCAUCAUGAAGAUCGCCGAGGCUGGCAAGGUGUCAAUCCACCAGCAGAACCACAUGCCACUGCAAUACAUCUACACCCUGUUUCUGGAACACGACCUCAGCCUGGGAACCCUGGCCAUGGAAACAGUGGCCCAGCAGAAAAGAGAUUACUACCAGGACUUGAGCGGGGGCAAGGCGCUGAGUGUUCCCAGGAAGAGAGCUUUGGCAUCUCUGGGUCCAGGCUUUAGAAAGGAUGAGGUGGAGAGCCGGUGGCCCCUGGCAGCCAAACGAAAUGAGAUUGAGAAGUGGCGGAAGGAGUUUAAGGAGCAGUGGUUGAAAGAGCAGAAGCGGAUGAAUGACGCAGUGCAGGCUCUGCGGAGGGCCCAGCUCCAGUAUGUACAGCGCAGCGAGGACCUGUGGGUUCGCUCCCAGGCGUCUCCCGAGGACCCGGCACCCCAGGCCUCGCCGGGGCCCAGCAAACAGCAGGAGCGGCGGCGGCGAUCUCGAGAGGAGGCCCAGGCCAAGGUGCAGGAGGCCAUGGCGCUGUACCAGACCUGCGUCCGCGACGCCAACGUGCGGCAGCAAGACCUGGAGGCCGCCAAGCAGCGGAUCGUGUCGCAUGUGCGCAAGCUGGUGCUGCAGGGGGACGAAGUGCUGAGGCGGGUGACCCUGGGACUGUUUGGGCUUCGAGGGGCGCAGGCCGAGCGUGGCCCCCGCGCCUUCGCCGCCCUGGCGGAGUGCUGUGAGCCCUUCGAGCCCGGCCAGCGCUACCAGGAGUUCGUGAGGGUGCUGCAGCCCGAGGCCCCACCACCCGCUCCGCCUGCCUUCUCCUUCCAGGAGUUCCUGCCCACUGCGCACAGCUCUCCCCUGGACUCAAGAAAGAAGCUCUCCUGCCCCCCACCCCCUCGGCUGGAUGAAAGUGCAGCGGAGGCAGGCCCUUGGGCCGAGGCAGGCUGGCAGGGAACUCCAGGCCUGACUCCAGGCAGCGACAUGGACAGUGUGGGCGGUGGCAGCGAGUCUCGGUCCCUGGACUCUCCCACUUCCAGCCCAGGCUCUGGCACAAGGCGGUUGGUGAAGGUCUCAUCCACAGGCACCGAAUCCUCAGAUGACUUUGAGGAGCGAGACCCUGACCUGGUAGAUGGGCUGGAGAAUGGUCUAGGAAGCCCCUUCAGGAAGUGGACGCUGUCCAGCGCGGCCCAGACCCACCGGCUGCGGCGGCUUCGGGGCCCAGCCAAGUGCCGCGAGUGUGAAGCCUUCAUGGUCAGCGGGACCGAGUGCGAGGAGUGCUUUCUGACCUGUCACAAGCGCUGCCUGGAGACUCUACUGAUCCUCUGUGGACACAGGCGGCUCCCAGCCCGGACGUCCCUCUUUGGGGUCGACUUCCUGCAGCUGCCCAGGGACUUCCCGGAGGAGGUGCCCUUUGUGAUAACCAAGUGCACGGCCGAGAUAGAACAGCGUGCCCUGGGUGUGCAGGGCAUUUAUCGGGUCAGCGGGUCCCGGGUCCGUGUGGAGCGGCUGUGCCAGGCUUUUGAGAACGGUCGAGCAUUGGUGGACAUGUCAGGAAACUCACCUCAUGAUGUCUCGAAUGUUCUCAAGAGAUUCCUCCAGGAGCUCACUGACCCCGUGGUCCCCUUCCACCUCUACGACGCCUUCAUCUCUCUGGCUAAGACCCUGCAUGCAGACCCUGGGCACGACCCUGGGACCCCCAGCCCCAGCCCUGAGGUUAUCCGCUCGCUGAAGACCCUCUUGGUGCAGCUGCCUGCCUCUAACUACAGCACCCUGCGGCACCUGGUGGCCCAUCUGUUCAGGGUGGCUGCACAGUUUGAGGAAAACAAGAUGUCUGCCAACAACCUGGGCAUUGUGUUUGGGCCAACGCUGCUGCGGCCACCGGACGGUCCAGGGGCAGCUGGUGCUGGCCCUGUCACCUGCCUACUAGACUCUGGGCACCAGGCCCAGCUCAUCGAGUUCCUCAUUGUAUACUACGAGCAAAUCUUUGGGAUGGACGACCUCCCCGUGGCCACUGAGCCCCCGCCUCAAGACCCCAGUCCAGCCCCUGGGCCCCUCAUAAACAACAACCCCCAGCCACCGCCCUCCUACCUUGCUCCAGAUCCCCUGUCCCCAGUCCUAGCCUCGGACUCCGACCCAGACCCUGAGCCCCACGGUACCUUGGAGAAGCAUCCUGAGGCCACGCCUCCUGAGAUUCCAACUCCACAGAGUGACCAGAGAGAAGUGGCUGAGGACACCAAAGAGGAGGGAGGGGAAGUGUCCAGCCAAGGUCCAGAGGACUCACUCCUGGGGACACAAUCCCGUGGCCACUUCAGCCGUCAGCCAGUGAAAUAUCCCCGGGGCGGCGUGCGGCCUGUCACCCACCAGCUGUCCAGCUUGGCCCAGGUAGCUUCCAAAUUGAGCGAGGAGACCCCUGUCACAUCAGUGACCCGAGGGAGUUUGCGGAGGCGGGGACCUGGCCCCGCUGCUGCCUCCUCCUCGCCUGAGGGCAGCCCUCUGCGCCGCACCCCGCUGCCCAAACAUUUUGAGAUCACCCAGGAGACAGCCCGGCUACUCUCCAAGCUACACCAUGAAACUGUGCCCAAGGCCACCUGCUGCCCAGACCCCCAACCCGAGGAAGCCGAGGACCAUCUCUGACCAUCCCAGCAUUCUGACUGAGGGGAAAGGACUAAGAAGGUGUUCAGUGUUGGGGGUUCUGGAGAGUUCCUGUAAGGAAAGACUACAUGGCCUGGGGGACUAAAACCCUUUUUGGAGCAAUAUACCAGGAUCCCCCCCCCCCCCCACUAGACAUAGGUCACUGCCCAUCAGGGCCACUCAGGUUCAGAGGUGAAUCAGGGUCAGUACUCAGGGUCAAUACAAGUCAUGGGAUCCUUGGUGUCCACCCUAGUCCCUGACCCCUGGAACAGGGGUGCCUUUUGCUACUUUGGUGGCCACUCCCCCACCUCUGCCUGCUUCCUUUGCUGACCUCAGGUAACCAGCUCUUGGAGGGUGUGGGCAGCCCAGACUCAACAUUCUGGUGGUACCUGGGGUCUGAUGGCCUGGGAAUAAACCGUGUCCUUUAUA
Mirounga angustirostris (Northern elephant seal) is the source of this 5171-nucleotide messenger RNA. RefSeq names its product GEM interacting protein (gene GMIP). The record is from RefSeq and is a predicted model, not a curated record. Gene Ontology annotation, molecular function: GTPase activator activity. The transcript is spliced from 22 exons. Gene Ontology annotation, biological process: signal transduction; activation of GTPase activity; negative regulation of GTPase activity. Lineage: Eukaryota; Metazoa; Chordata; Mammalia; Carnivora; Phocidae. Gene Ontology annotation, cellular component: plasma membrane. The coding region runs from base 1743 to 4745 and encodes 1000 amino acids.